Messenger RNA from Chaetomium strumarium, 6068 nucleotides. RefSeq lists its product as uncharacterized. Gene Ontology annotation, molecular function: snoRNA binding. The record is from RefSeq and is a predicted model, not a curated record. Gene Ontology annotation, cellular component: small-subunit processome; t-UTP complex; 90S preribosome. Gene Ontology annotation, biological process: positive regulation of transcription by RNA polymerase I; maturation of SSU-rRNA from tricistronic rRNA transcript (SSU-rRNA, 5.8S rRNA, LSU-rRNA). Lineage: Eukaryota; Fungi; Ascomycota; Sordariomycetes; Sordariales; Chaetomiaceae. The transcript has 3 exons. The coding region runs from base 266 to 5653 and encodes 1795 amino acids.
GCUGCUUCAAGAGCGCUGCGAAGGAAUAUCCAUGGAUUUGCUGGGAGCGCAUCGCGAAAACUGUCUCACGCCUCUCCAAUAACCUGUUGUCCGGUUUCGACGACACGGCCGUAUAAUCUCUCUCCGGUGGUUCGGCUGCCACACGUUCUAUCGCCAGUUAAACACAUCGGAUCUCAGCACCGCUCGUGAGGACCGCAGCCCGCCAAUGGUGAUUCCUCUGUCGCAAAAAAGGGUACAGAUCUCUGGGAGGUGAAACCGCCUCAAAAUGGCGACGUCUCUGGCUGCGCAGUUGGCGCAGAUCGCAGCCAACUCGCGGACGAGCCUGAACGCCAAGGCCCUCAAGGCCACCCAUUCCAAGUCCUUAAUCUGGGAGCCCCGGGUCGCUGCCGGCCAAACCUUCGCCGAGAUUUACCAAGUAUGCUACGAGGGCUUCGAGGAACUCUGCCGUCUAGAUUCGCGCUUUGCGCACUUUGGCACCACGUUGUUCAGUGAGCAGAGUCAGGAAGCGGACAGGACGCAGAUGACCGCCGAGGAAAAUGCGGCAUUGGACAAGCGGGUGAACUCGUUCCUGCACCUCGUCGGGAGCCGGCUGCGACUUAUGCCUGCUAUCAAGGCUGUUGAAUGGUUGAUUCGGCGGUUUCGAAUCCACGAGUUCAACACCGCAUCCUUGAUCACCACUUUCCUGCCGUAUCAUACCAUUCCUGCUUUCGUUACGUUGCUUUCCAUCCUUCCUGCAAAUGUUCCGUUGGAGUACAGGUUUCUGGAUCCCUACAUCCGGUCUUUGACAAGCCCACCGAGAGCUGCGAUUGUGCAGCAGGCAACAAACCGCCACGAGUUCCUGUCCGCCAUCUCUCAGUACACUCUCGAGUCAUGCAGGGCCAGGCAGGAAUACCCGGGCCUGGUGUCUUUCUGGGCCGGCGUCAUGGCUGAAGCUGUCAAUGGCAUGUUGGACAAGAUGCGGUCAGGCAGGAGGAGUGUCCAGCUGGCAAACGACCACAUCCUUCUCCAGCAGCUUGGGCCGGUCCUGAGCGAGGCAAUGGUCAUGAAAGAGGUCCCUGGGAUCCAAAUCGCGAGUUAUAUGAUAGUCGCGAUUUUGGCAGCGAAGGGCAGUCUGAACGACGGUGCGCUCACGGCUUUUAUGGAACAGCUAGUCCACGGCUGGACCAUUGACACCUAUCGCCCGGGCCUUGUGUGCCUCUGCAUCCUCGCCCAGCACCGAUCGGCGAAACAGGUCUCCGGCCGUGUGGCAAAGGCACUCAUGAAGGUCCAGGAUCUGGUACCAACCCUGGUUGAGAUUGGCCGGGAGCACAGGGUUGACAAGCUAGCGAACGGUCUGGCGCUCGCCUUCAUUGACAGAUUGUCCAAGAAGGGCGAUGUCCGAAGUCUCCCUGCGGCCAAUUCACUCCUCUUGGCCAAUCUGCUGCAGGAGAAGCAGAUCAAAGUUGUCUACAAAUACAUGCUUCUGGCAGCCCAUCAGGUCAGUGACGGUGUCGACGAGGACGGCAGUAUUCGAAAAGAGUUAGGCUCGUCCCUAGUCAGCUUGUCGCAGGCGGGGGGUGAUGCCGGGGAUGCCAUCAGAGCUGCUCUUGAGGAGAUUGAUCUCAACAUUGAAGAACUGGAACUCAAGCUUGGAGCUGUGUUCCGCCCGAAGCUCGCGGUUGAGCACAGCCCGGAGCAUGCGAAGGAAGAAACGGUUCCAGCGACAGUCGACAGGCAGCCAGAUCUGGAUUCGGCAAUUGAGGAUUUAUCGAAGCUGAAGCCUUCAACAAGCUCCUGUCUGUCACGGGGUUCGAGCGCCUUCUUCAGCGAUGUCUGCAUGGUUUUCCUGUCCGCGGUCGCAAUCGAGGACAGUUCUGAGAGGUUCGAUGCCGCACCGGCCUUGAGCCGUUCAGUUGCUCCGAGCAACCCAUUUUACUUCAGCUUCUAUCUGCGGAUCUGGUGCGGGCCGUUCCCUACGCUGGCCAAGGUGGUGGCUCUGGACCGUGUCAAGUCCCGGUUAAAGGAGAGUGAUUGCGCAGACAAGGAUUUCCAGGCUAUGAUCCCAUACUGCGUUGUUGCUCUAAGCGACCCAGCAAGGAAGGUCCGCCGUGCUGCAGCCGACCUUAUCGCGGUUCUGGGGUCUCUAAUCAAGAAAUCCUCGGCGCGAUCAAGGCAGCUCUGGGGGGCGACGGACCUGUAUGGCAAGGCCGGUGUCCCUAAUGCGCUGGACCACGAUGCCCUUGAAUCUUUGGUUCACUCGGUUCUCAUUCCGUGCCUAGAGGAGUCUGUGCUACACGAGGACCAUGUUAUAGCGGCCCUUGUCAGCGCACUCGAGAGUCCGAAGAGUUCUUCAAAGAAGGAUGCCGAACAGCGUCGUUUCUCUCACGCCACGAGACUCUCCAUGCUAAAAUUCCUGUGCGGCCAUGCCACAGAAACACCGUUAUUGACCGUCAAACUCCGGUUGCUUCGGCCACUCAAUCAAAUACGGAGCAUAUCCGGUACCUCCAGGACAGACCUUCUAUUGCCCCUACUUCGAUGGUGGGCUUCGAUCAGCCCAGAGGAAGCUACCCAGCUUGCUGCUCGAGAAUCGCUGGAAGAGGCUCUCAUCGACGAGGCAGCCGUUGAAGUCGUCAUUCCGAACCAUGCCGCUGGCCUUGAUACCUUCUUCCAGCUGAUCAGCGACCCGAAAACGGCGCUUAGGCCGAACUUGGUACAGGCUAUUUUUGGCCGCAUCAUCAAGGUGUGGCAAUCGCUGAAAUCGGACAUCAAGUUCUUCACGGCCCGUUCAAUGUUCAGCCUCACGCAGACUCAAUCCACGGCGGAGCAAAGCUCCAUCGUUAUGGAGGCUGCAGAGCUUCUACGGAAGGUGGACCUCACGACGGAGAUCCUGCUCGAUCUUAUCGACUCCUUACAAAACGACGUCAAGCUUGCGACCGAAAAACCGGCGAACAAGAGAAGACGAGUCAGCACAACGGAACAGAGCCGGAGCGUGGGCGUGCAGAGCAGUCCGGAGCUCAAGGCGGCUCUGAACAAGACUACCUUCGUCCUGGAGCUCGUUCAAGAAUCCAAUCCGGCAGACCAUCCUGAAUUACUGCCGAUCCUCUUCACGACGCUGUCGGAUCUCCAUCACCUCAGCACGCUUAUCGGCUCUGAAUUAGGGUACCUCCAGAAUUUAGUGCUGAGCUGUCUCCUUGCCAUGAUGCCGGCAUACAAAGACAAUAAGAACCUGACGAUUGACGCAUCAGUCGGCCAUGGCGAUAUCCUGGCCACAUGCAUCCAGAAAUCCACCAGUCCCGCUGUCAUCAACUCUGCACUGCUUCUAGUAGCCAGCCUCGCGCGCACGGCCCCAGAUGUGGUGUUGCAAAGCGUUAUGCCGAUAUUCACGUUUAUGGGCAGCUCGGUCCUGAAGCAGGCUGAUGAUUAUUCUGCUCACGUCGUCAACCAGACCAUCAAGGAAGUCAUCCCGCCGCUGAUCGACACGUUCCGCAAGAGAGGUCGGAACGUAGUGGCCAGUACCAAGGAUCUCCUCGCCAGCUUCGUGACCGCCUAUGAGCACAUACCAUCGCACCGAAAACACGACCUCUUCAUCUCCCUUGUGGAGAAUCUAGGCCCGGAUGACUUCCUUUUCGCCGUGCUCGCCAUGUUUGUCGACAGGUACGCGGCAACGGACAAUAUGAUCUCGUUCACCACACAGAUGAUGAGCUCCUUCUCCGUUGAAACCCAGCUCCAGACUCUCAUCAAGUUCCUGGACCUUAUCAGUGACAUCUUCAAACCGAAGCCUGCUCUUUCGAGCGUCCUUCUUGGCAGCGACGGGGCUGGAGAGAAAGAUGUUCAUCGGGUUGCCACCAAGCAGCUAAACCUGCUUCCAUAUCUGCUCGCGAACAAGCGCCUGAAGCGGGAGAUCACGCAGUUGGCCGAGAAAGAAGACAUGGAAUCUGGUAGGAUUCGCGAUCUCUACGCCGCUCUUCUUGAGGGCAUACUGUCGCUGGCCGGCACGGUCAAGAUGAAGAAAGCCCUCUACAGCCGCUGCGGUGACGCGCUGUCUAAUCUCCUGAACCUGCUCUCGAUAGCCGAAUUCAUCAAGAGCGUAGAGGCGUUGCUUGACCGGCCGAAUGUCGGCCUUCGACAGAAGGUGCUGCGGGCCCUCGAACUACGGGUUGAUGGCGAGAGCACUGCAGAUCCGAAGUCGAGGGAGGCCCUGCUCGCUUUUCUGCCGCAGUUGACUGCGGUUAUCCGGGAGUCGGAUGACAUGAACUACAAGCACACGGCGGUCACAUGUGUCGAUAAGAUCUCGGAGAAGUACGGUAAGAAAGAUCUCGAUGCGGUCGCCGCCGCCGCUACGACCAUUGCAGGUGACCACUGCCUUGGCCAGUCGGAACAAAGCCUCCGGGUCAUGGCCUUGCUCUGCCUGGCCUCGCUCGUGGAUGUCCUGCAGGAUGGCAUCGUUCCCGUUCUGCCCAUCGCAAUCCCCAAAGCACUUGCCUAUUUGGAGGAUAGCUUGGUCGGCGAGGAACCCAACGCUGAGCUCCACAAUGCUGCGUAUGCCUUCAUGGCGGCCUUGGCUCAGCAUAUCCCCUACAUGAUCACGGGUACUUACCUCGACCGGCUGCUGGCUUGCUCCAACGCCUCGGCGGCUGCGCAGCUGGAUGACGAAUCGAACGACAACCGGACUCACUGCCUUCAAUUCCUGGCGAAGCUGGUUGACCCCAAGGUCCUGUACAAUGCCCUCAGUCGGAACUGGGGCUCCGCCGCCGGCUGCGGUGUCUCGGCUGUCACCGAAUACUUGCGGAUCCUGGGUAUGGCGCUCGACAAGCACUCCAAGGCGGUUGUUGCCAGGAACGUUUCUUCGCUCUCGACUAUCCUCCUUAGUUCUCUGGAUCUCAGGCGGAUGGUGGUUUUAGGGCAGGUCAAGGCUUCCAUCAGCUCAUUCGAACUGGACGAAAUCGAGACCAAGACCAACGACGACGCGCUGAAGAUGAUCUACAAGCUCAACGAUGCCGCCUUUCGGCCAGUCUUCUCUAGGCUCAUGGAGUGGGCGUGGACCGGGCUCCCCAAGAAUGAUUCGGCUGGACGAACCCUACGGCUCUACGCUGUCUAUGGCUUCCUCAACACCUUCUUCGACAACUUGAAGUCUAUCGUCACCAGCUAUGCCUCGUACAUCGUUGAGAGCGCCGUCAAGGUCCUCUCGGCGACCGAGUUCAAGGAUGCCCCCGAGAAGGAGCUCUGGAAGCGCGUCCUGUCCACGCUUGCUAAAUGCUUCGAGCAUGAUCAGGACGGCUUUUGGCAGGCGCCGGCUCACUUUGGUGCCGUUGCACCUGUGCUGGUCGAGCAAUUCCUGCAUGCCGGGGCCAUUGAUGCCACCGAACAUCUGGUUCCUGCGGUCGUGGAGCUGGCCGCCGCCGCCGACUCGCAGGAGCAUCACAAGGAGCUCAACGGUGCGCUGCUGAAGCACCUACGCAGCGGCCAGGCGGCGGUCAGACUGGCGGUUGUCAGGUGCCAGCAGGCACUGACGAGCAAGUUGGGCGAGGAAUGGCUGCAGGCGCUGCCAGAAAUGUUGCCAUACAUCAGUGAGCUCCAAGAUGAUGACGAUGAGGAGGUGGAGCGGGAGAAUAGCAGAUGGAUUGUGGAAAUUGAGGAGAAGCUGGGGGAGAGCUUGGACUCGAUGUUGCAGUGAGUUGCGCGCAUAUCAUACUAUGUAUGUGCCUGGCUAGGUGUAAGAAGGGCGGUGAGGUGCGGUGCGUAGUUGAUAAGAGAAUUGUGGAAGAGAAGAUUUCUCGGAUUGGAGAUAACGUUAAAUAAGGAGGGAAACAAAUGCAUUUGCAUCUGCGCUGACUCAUCUAAGUAUAGUAGUCUCUCAUGUGCAUCAUUUUGGAGUGAUAAUAUGAAGCCCCUUUUUGACGUUCAACCUGUGACAUCUGCUGAGACACCUACUCAUCAACCUGUAGCAACUGGAAGAUGCGAUGGAUAGUUCCCGUUGCCAUGGAAACGGUCCGAGGGACAAGAUAUACAGUAGAUGCGGUACCCGCAGCAGUCGUAUAUCCAUGGACCUGAACUAACUGAAGCAAGUCUUCUGGAUCUCCUGCCACCCC